This is a messenger RNA of Saccharomyces eubayanus, 2565 nucleotides long. It is a transcript of the gene CLA4, whose product is annotated as serine/threonine protein kinase CLA4. The record is from RefSeq and is a predicted model, not a curated record. NCBI's taxonomy places the organism in Eukaryota, Fungi, Ascomycota, Saccharomycetes, Saccharomycetales, Saccharomycetaceae. The transcript has a single exon. The coding region runs from base 1 to 2565 and encodes 854 amino acids. Gene Ontology annotation, cellular component: cytoplasm. Gene Ontology annotation, molecular function: protein serine/threonine kinase activity; ATP binding. Gene Ontology annotation, biological process: intracellular signal transduction; protein phosphorylation; regulation of MAPK cascade.
AUGUCUCUCUCAGCUGCAGCUAAUAAGAUAUCCGAUAACGAUUUCCAGAAUAUUGGGCCGGCCCCUAUGCCCCCCAAUGCAAAUGGACAAGGCCGUACCGGUUACAACCAAACGCAACCUAUAACCAAGCUCAUGAGCCAACUGGACUUGACUUCAGCGUCCCAUUUGAGUGCGAAUUCCUUGAAGAAGAAGAGCGGAUGGGUGUCUUACAAAGACGACGGUUUACUUUCAUUCAUAUGGCAAAAGAGAUACUUAGUUCUACAUGAUUCAUAUGUCGCGCUUUACAAGAAUGAUAAGCAAAACGAUGAUGCGAUUUUACAGAUACCACUAACAAGCAUUAUAAGCGUAAGCAGGACACAGCUGAAACAGUAUUGUUUCGAGUUGAUACGUUGCAGCGACCGAAACUCUGUUUCAUCAGGAUCCUCGUCCUCUGUGAAUGUAUCGUCUGAGAAUAAUUCGAAAAAGUCCAUCUAUAUCGCUACAAAGACAGAAAAUGAUUUGCAUACUUGGUUAGACGCUAUCUUCGCCAAAUGUCCAUUAUUGAGUGGUGUCUCUUCCCCCACUAACUUCACGCAUAAAGUACAUGUUGGUUUUGAUCCGGAAACUGGGAGUUUCGUUGGCAUGCCCACUAAUUGGGAAAAACUACUGAAGCAUUCUAGGAUUACCGGAGAAGAUUGGAACAACAACUCUGCGGCGGUCAUACAGGUAUUACAAUUCUAUCAAGAGUAUAAUGGAGCUGGCAACCCCACAAAUCCUUUGGAAAAAUCUCAAAGUAGUGAGGCAGCCUCUUCUCAAAAAUCUUUACCAAGCAGUUAUAAUGAAAACAAGCAUUCAGUGAAUUCAAAAGCUUCCUCUGGUGGCUCCUCGGGGUUGACAUCACAGAGACAAGCUUCGCAACCACCAAAUACGAAACCACAUGUAUCUUCAGGAAAUGGUUCACUGCCACCGAUAAACACAAAAGUACUUAAUAAUCAAUCAAAUAUACCCAGACACUUACAAAAUGUCCCUAGCCAACAGUACAAUAAGAUGAGAAAUGCACAUUCCCCAACCAAUGGUCAGUUUCCUAGAGGACCUAUGCAUUCUAACCAUUCACAACGAUCUUUGCAGCAACAACAGCACCAACAGCACCAACAACACCAUCAACAACAACAACAACAACAACAACAAUAUCAGCAGCAGCAACAAUAUCCUUACCACCAACAGGUACCUUCUCCAUCUCCGUCUCCAUCUCCAUCUCCAUUAAAUCCGUAUAGGCCACAUCACAACAUGAUAAAUCCAUACUCCAAGCAAUCCCUAUCACCUUUAGGUGCACAGCCAUCUAACGCAAACCAAAAACAAGGUACACCGAAUUACGCUCAAAAUCCAAGCCCCACUGGUCCACAAUUUCAACCUCAGCGAACUGCACCAAAGCCACCAGUCUCGGCCCCAAGAGCUCCAUACCCACCAAAACAAAGUGCAGUGGCUGCUGGUGCUGCCAUGCAACAUGUUGCAGCUAAGAACGAUCAGCCGGUUCUACAGUCGAUGAGGCAGGCUCCAAAGAGACCAGAUACAGAUGACAAACAAGCGACCGGCGUCACCAAGCCCAAGAAGCCAACAAGGCCAACUAUGUCAACUGCAGAAAUCAUGAGCAAGUUGAAAAGUGUUACCGUCAAUGCAGAUCCAUCCAUCUGUUUUAAAGUGAUUGAGAAGGCUGGUCAAGGUGCAAGUGGUUCCGUUUAUCUGGCUGAGAGAACAUAUAUACCAAUCGAAAGUAACAUGAGCGAACUUAUGAAUAACGAGAUUGAUGAACCCCAAGUUGGAGAUAAAGUUGCCAUCAAACAAAUGAUUCUUUCUAAGCAGCCUCGCAAAGAACUCAUAGUAAACGAAAUUCUAGUCAUGAAGGACUCACGCCAUGAUAAUAUUGUUAACUUCUUAGAAGCAUACUUGAGAACAGACGAUGACUUAUGGGUAGUAAUGGAAUUCAUGGAGGGUGGAUCACUAACAGAUAUUAUUGAAAACAGUCCUGCCAACGAUACUUCACGCUCACCAUUAACAGAGCCUCAAAUUGCAUAUAUUGUACGAGAAACUUGCCAAGGUUUGAAAUUUUUGCACGAUAAGCAUAUCAUCCAUAGAGAUAUUAAAUCUGACAACGUCCUGUUGGAUACGAAAGCAAGAGUAAAGAUUACAGAUUUUGGAUUCUGCGCUAAAUUGACAGAUAAAAGAAGCAAAAGAGCCACUAUGGUUGGUACGCCAUAUUGGAUGGCGCCAGAAGUUGUCAAGCAACGUGAGUACGAUGAAAAAAUUGAUGUAUGGUCUUUGGGGAUUAUGACUAUUGAAAUGUUGGAAGGUGAACCACCAUACUUGAAUGAGGAUCCUUUAAAGGCGCUCUAUUUAAUUGCAACCAAUGGCACUCCAAAACUCAAAUAUCCGGAAACAUUAUCCUUGGAGAUUAAGCGUUUCUUAAGCGUUUGUCUUUGCGUAGACGUUAGAUACAGAGCUUCCACCGAAGAGCUUUUACAUCACGGUUUUUUCAAUCUGGCAUGUGAUCCAAAGGACUUAACAGCAUUGUUGGAAUGGAAGGAGUGA